Paramuricea clavata is the source of this 936-nucleotide messenger RNA. Lineage: Eukaryota; Metazoa; Cnidaria; Anthozoa; Malacalcyonacea; Plexauridae. The record is from the annotation of a GenBank genome assembly.
AUGAUGGAAGAAAAACGUAGUCGGACUGCUAUAAAGAGAAAUCUACAUGACAUCCAAACUAAAUUUAAAGAAGUAGUAGCCUACAAUGACCAGCUCGAAAAGUAUCUUGAAGGGGAUGAAGAAAUACUCGCGGACAUGUAUAUCCUCACUGACUUAACAGUCGACGUAAAUUGCAUAACUGGCAUGGUACAGGAACAUCUACAAGACCGAACCGGUGAGACCUCGACAUACAUCGGUUCAGAGACUAGUUCACAGCACAGUAGUCCACCCCCCGAGCCCCAAGUGGAAGGUGAUGAUCAAGAUGAAACUGACAAGCAGAAACUGGAAGAACUUGAAGCUGAACAGAAGAGAAAAGAUGAAGCAGCCUACCUAUCAGAAUUAGCCCAGCAGAAAAGAACCGAAGCUGCUCGACUCGAAUUAGAAGCAGAGGAAGCUGAAAGACAGUCAGAAGCCAUUGGAGGUGGGUGUAACCAGUCCGGACAAAAACUGCCUGCAAACCUGCCAACACAACCAGAGAUAUGCGGUAAAGAAAAGGCUGCACUUUAUGUACAACACCUCGAACAAGUCCAGACACAGGGAGCCCAAUCUGAAAAUGCCAGUGAAGAAGAUUGGAUCGUUGGAUUUCGAAAGACACUGAAAGUUAAUGUUCGAUCAGUGGACCCUGGAAAAAUCCCCGUAAGAGCAGAUGUGCCUAUUUAUAAUGGCGAUCCAUUGAAGUGGUUGUCCUGGAGUGGUCUCUUCAAAGCGCUUGUACACAAUACGAAGAUGACCUCGGAAGCCAAGAUGGGAUUCCUUCACACAAAGCUUUCUAAAGAAUGUGACCAAGUGAUUGCAGGUCUAUUCCCAGAUGACGAAGGAUAUGCCGAAGCCCUAAUGCUAUUACGGGAUAGAUAUGGUCAUCCAACUACGCUAAAGCAGCUCAUCUACAAGUAUUGA